AUGGCGUACCCCCUGGAUCAGGCUAUUGGCCUCUCUGUGGCCAUCUUCCACAAGUACUUGGGCAGGGAAGGCGACAAGAACACCCUGAGCAAGAAGGAGUUGAAGUUGCUGAUCCAGAAAGAGUUCACCAUUGGCCCAAAGGUGCAGGAUACUGAAAUUGCAAAGCUCAUGGACGACCUGGACUGGAACAAGAACCAGGUGGUGAACUUCCAGGAUUAUGUCACCCUGAUUUUCAUCUACAAUGAUGCCCUUAAGGGCUGA
Messenger RNA from Lynx canadensis (Canada lynx), 261 nucleotides. RefSeq names its product protein S100-A6-like. Gene Ontology annotation, cellular component: cytoplasm; nucleus; perinuclear region of cytoplasm. Bases 1 to 261 code for a protein of 86 amino acids. The record is from RefSeq and is a predicted model, not a curated record. The transcript has a single exon. NCBI's taxonomy places the organism in Eukaryota, Metazoa, Chordata, Mammalia, Carnivora, Felidae. Gene Ontology annotation, molecular function: S100 protein binding.